CAAUAGCAUGUGACACACACUACUCAUCCAACAUUAAUAUUUUAAUCUCUGCUUCUCUUCCAAUUUGGCUGAAUACAAUGGAUUUUUUUUCAUGGUUCAACCCUGGCAUUCUCUUCUUCUUCUUGUCUGUUACUUCUCUUUCCAACUCCUUAUCAUCCAUAUCUUCUCCCUUUCCUGCUCUUCCUCCACCUCCAUUGUGCCAUCACUACGAAAGCUUUGCUUUGCUCCACUUUAGAAACUCUUUUACCUUCUUCAAUUAUACAUUAUCAUGUAAGAAAUAUUUAGGAGUUAGUCCCAAUAAUACAAUUUCAUGGGAUAUGAGUAGGGAUUGCUGCACAUGGAGUGGAGUCACAUGUAAUGAGGUCACGGGUCAUGUCAUCCGUCUUGACCUUAAAUGCAGUGGGCUUCAAGGAAUUCUUCACUCCAACAACACACUUUUCUCUCUUGCUCAUCUCCGAUCUCUUAUUCUCUCCUAUAAUGAGUUUUAUGAAUCAAAAUUUUCAUCUCAGUUUGGUAGGUUUUCAAAUAUGAUUCAUCUUGACCUUUCUUACUCUGAUUUCACAGGCCAAGUCCCUCUUGAAUUGUCAUACUUGUCCAACUUGGCUACACUUGACCUGAGUGGGAAUUAUUAUUUGAAAUUGAAGACGCCUAGCUGGAAAAGAAUUGUAGCAAACCUAACACAUCUCAGAGAAUUGUUUCUUAGUGGUGUCAAUAUGUCUUCUACUUCACCUGAUUCUUUUAUGAAUUUUUCAACUUCUUUGACAUCUCUUGAUCUUAGUAGGAGUCAAUUCCGGGGGAAACUUCCAAAAAAUGUUCUUAGUUUGCCAAACCUUCAACAACUUGAUUUGAGUUACAACCCAAAUCUCAAUGGUUCUUUUCUACAAUACAAUUGGAGCAGCCCAAUAAAAGUAUUGAAUCUUUCUCGAGUUGGAGUCGUGAUAGAUCUACCUCACCUUUGUAGAAAGUUGAAGUAUUUACAUACUUUGUCUCUAAACGCUUACAAUUACUUAAAACUUUCUCCCUCACUGUUUGAUAAUUGCACACAAAUCACUUCCUUAGAUCUUUCAAAUAAUAAUUUUGGUAGCUAUAUCCCAUGGCCAUCUAUUUUAAAUCUACAACUAAUCGAUUUAGAUCUUUCAUGGAAUAAUCUUAUAGGCCAACUUCCAGAAAUUUGUAGUAACUCCACAAAAAAUUCAUCUUUGUGUGUCAGUUCCAAACAUCAAGUAGUGGGUUCUCUUCCAUUGAAUUUAAAAUCUUUGAAGUUAUAUCAAAAUGAGCUCAAUGGGACGAUACCUUCUUGGAUAUAUUACCUUCCAUCUUUACAAUAUAUAGAUCUAAGUUCCAACAAAUUUAGCGGUAGCCUUCAAGAAUUUCAACAUAACUCUUUGGUAUUUCUUUCGUUAUCUUUUAAUAACUUACAAGGCUUUUUUCCAAGAUCAAUUUUUCAGCAAGUCAAUCUUUCUUCUUUAGAACUUUUUUCAAUCAACUUGAGUGGUGUCGUGCAAUUAGACCAGUUUUCAAAGUUAAAAAAGCUUCAAACUCUUUAUCUUUCUGAUAAUAGUUUGUUGUUGGUAUCCAACAAUAAUAAUGAUACAUUUCCCAACACUCUUUCUCAAUUAUGUUUGUCUUCAUGUGGUAUGAGGGAGUUCCCAUAUUCCUUAAGAAGCUUAGAAAAUUUAGAAUUUUUGGACCUCUCCAACAAUGAAAUUGAAGGAAGUGUUCCCAAAUGGCUAUUGAAUAUGGGUAUGAAUUCAUUAUAUUUCUUAAAUAUUUCUCACAACCUUUUGACUCAAAUAGACCGAAUUCCUUGGAGGACUCUAGAGUGCAUUGACAUUCGCUCCAACCAACUUCAAGGUCAAUUUCCAAUUCCACCUCCUAGAGUGUCAUCCUUUUCCAUUUCAAACAAUAAAUUGGUUGGGGGAAUAUCACCAUUGAUUUGCAAUCUCAGUAGGCUUGAACUCCUUGAUUUGUCAAAUAACAAUUUGAGUGGGAGAAUUCCUCCAUGUCUUGGAAAUUUAAGACUCGUGGUUCUAGAUUUGCAUAUGAAUAAGUUUCAAGGUACCAUUCCUCCAUCUUUUGCAAAAGGAAACCCUUUAAGUGUUUUGAAUCUUAAUGAAAAUCAAUUGGGAGGGACAUUGCCAAAAUCUUUGCUCAACUGUAAAAAUUUGGAAUUCUUAGAUAUUGGAAACAACAAAAUAGAUGGAUCAUUUCCCCAAUGGUUAGAAUCUCUUCCGAAGCUCCAAGUUCUUAUCUUGAGAUCUAAUAGAUUUCAAGGUUCAAUAAGAAAUCCCAAGCUAAAACUUCCCUUUCCAAAAUUGAGAAUUUUAGAUCUCUCUGGAAAUGAAUUUGUUGGUCUUUUGCCAAAAAUAUUUUUUGGGAAACUUUUAGGAAUGGAGGAUGCUAGUUCAAGCUACUUUAACUACAUGGAAGUGUCUGUAGAUUACAAUACUUAUCAAGAUUCUGUGACAGUGGCAAUAAAAGGAUUCAUCUUCGAGUUGGCGAAAAUUCAUAACAUGUUUGUAAUAAUUGAUUUGUCAAGAAAUAAUUUCACAGGAAAGAUUCCAAAGUCGAUUGGUAAGCUCAAGUCACUGAAAAGUCUCAAUUUGUCACAUAACAAGCUGACAGGUAAUAUCCCGCCAUCAUUAGGAAAUUUGAUCAAUCUAGAAGGGUUAGAUGUCUCCUCUAACAAGCUUACUGGGAAGAUUCUAUGGCAAUUGGCAUCAAAUCUAAAUCAACUCGGGUUUUUAAAUCUUUCUAUGAACCAAUUGGAGGGACAGAUACCUCGUAGCCGACAAUUCGAUACAUUCACAGAAGAUUCAUAUAAUGGAAAUUCAGGUUUGUGUGGUUUUCCAAUAUCUAAAUCAUGCAACGAGGACAUGGCACACCAACCAUCAUCUUCAACGUCUCAACAAGAAGGAGAUGAGGAGCAUGUGAAUGGAUUUGAUUGGAAGAUUGUGUUGAUGGGAUAUGGAAGCGGAAUGGUUAUAGGAAUUUCAGUGGGAUACAUGGUCCUUAAAGAUAAUAUAAUUGAUGGGCUUGUCAAAAAAAUGAAAGCAAAACAGUGGCAUCUUUUCAGGAAAAGAUCAAAGCGGAAUGUUCGUCAAAAUGGUGGAAUCGGGACAAGACAUUAGUUUGCAAAUUUUUAAUGUUUUGUUUAAAGUGUAUUAGAGCUUGUAGGUGUGUUUAAAAUAAAUCACAUGUUUAACUUACAAAAA
Molecule: messenger RNA, 3215 nt
Organism: Humulus lupulus (European hop)
Lineage: Eukaryota; Viridiplantae; Streptophyta; Magnoliopsida; Rosales; Cannabaceae
Product: receptor-like protein 7
Exons: 1
Coding region: 78-3131 (1017 amino acids)
Molecular function (GO): protein binding
Source: RefSeq, a predicted model, not a curated record